CGCGUGUGGGCGAUGCUGGGAUGUGCGAGUCGUGAAUCGUGAAGGGCUGGCGAAUUGCGUGCAGCCUUUUUGAUGUGUGGAUGAGAUGAAGGGAUCGACAGCUUGACGACAAGCCAUCAUCACCACGCAGACCGCACCGCGCACCACGCACCACGCACCACGCACUCCGCACUCAAGCCCUCGACUGGUUCGCCAUCCUCAGCGGCCCUUCGUAGGCAGACAAAGAGCGUUGCUAGACCAGGACAGAUUCUAAAGUUGCGCAGCUCACCUCGACCUUCGCCAGCCGAGCGAGGUCUCGUUCGAACGAAGCAGAAGCAGCGCUUGAACCGUCACUGUGCUGGGAGGGGAGGGCAUCGAGCGAGCGAGCGAGCGGGCAAAUGGGCGUGCAAGUGUGAUACAUUGCCAAGCUGCAUCCUCUCCUCUCCUCUCCUCUCCAUUCCACCCACCACCCAGGCGAAGCAUGUCGAGUGCCGCAGCUCUCAGCUCCACGCUCCCAAGUGCAGCAGCAGCCGCGCAGCCAAGCCUUUCCACCUCUUCCGCACCGCACAAUGUCGCACAGUCCAACACGCAGACGAGCGCAGCAGCCUCGCUGCCUUCUGCGCUGCCUCUUCAUCUAGAACGCAGCAUCAACACCAUCCUCUCCCACGACGACGACGACGACCGCGACGACGGCGACGCUCCCACGUCCAGUGGCACGCAAACUCUUGCUUCUGCACGCCUUGCAGCAGCUGGCGCAUCGACGGGUCACAGCUUGACUGCUUUUCUCGGCGAGCAGUUCGUCGAUGCGAAAGAUUUGGGACAGGAGAGCAUCUCGCUCGUACAGGCUAGACUGCGCGAAGCAGCAUCCAGCUCGGACGACUUGAUUCAUCAGUUGCUCCUCCUCUACUCCAUCCAGAUCCGUCGUAGUCGGGCGAACGGGUCGAGUGUGCAGGAAGAUGAUGAUGGAGCAGCAGCAGCGGCGGCGGCGGCGGCAGGAGCGAAAGAAGCGCAGGUGGGACAGGAUGAGGUGACGCAGCUAUUGAGACAAUUAUCAAAGAUACGCGAUCAAGCCGCAGAGGCCGAAGGUGUGGUCAGGGACAUUACGCGGGACAUUCGAAGUCUGGACACUGCAAAGAGGAACAUCGUCACGAGCAUGACUAGUCUCAAGCGCUUGCAGAUGCUGGGUGAGUGAGCAAGAGAGAGAAGAAGCGAAUCGCGCGUCUGUGCUUGUGCACGCGGG
Ceraceosorus guamensis is the source of this 1219-nucleotide messenger RNA. RefSeq lists its product as hypothetical. The transcript has a single exon. The coding region runs from base 461 to 1171 and encodes 236 amino acids. Gene Ontology annotation, cellular component: GARP complex. The record is from RefSeq and is a predicted model, not a curated record. NCBI's taxonomy places the organism in Eukaryota, Fungi, Basidiomycota, Exobasidiomycetes, Ceraceosorales, Ceraceosoraceae. Gene Ontology annotation, biological process: retrograde transport, endosome to Golgi.